ACCACUUUCCUCGUGGGAUAUCUUCUUUACUUCUGAGGUAACUAUGGCUUUUUGUGGGAAGACUACUCUGUACAUCCUGGGCCUUCUGAUAUUCGGCUCCCUCAACACUAUGUGUACUAAGCUGCAGUUCGAAAUGACUUCGGUCGGUAUCAAUGGAGAUGUUAAGCACUUUAUGAAGCCCUGGUUCGGAACAUUAACCAUGUUCAUGGGUAUGGUUAUCGUUCUAGUAAUCCACUUUAUUGACGUCUUGAUUGAUCGUAUGAGAGCGAGGGGGCACCGUGGUGAAGCUUAUGAAGCCUUGUUGGAGCAGCCACAUCAACAGCGGCAGAACUCUGGUGGGAAGGAUGUUCCUAGCUUUUGGAGAGCUGGUUUAUUGAUAUUGGCCCCUGCCGCUUUUGAUUUGAUCGCCACGACUAUGUCCUUUGUGGGAUUGUUGUAUAAUUCGGCAUCUGUAUGGCAGAUGUUGAGAGGGUCUAUGAUCAUUUUUUCCGCUAUCUUUUCCGUUCUUUUCCUUGGUAGGAAACUACACGGCUAUCAUUGGUUCGGAGUCUUCAUGUGUGUGGUCGCCAUUUGCUUGGUAGGCAUCGCCAAUGUCAUGUCCGGUUCUUCCGCUACGUCACAUGUUAGUACUGGUCUGAUGGUAUUCGGUAUGGUUAUGAUUGUUGCCUCGCAAGUCAUUCAAUCUCUACAAAUCGUCACUGAGGAGAAGCUGUUGAAAGGGUUCACUAUCGCUCCGUUCCAUAUUGUUGGUAUGGAAGGUGUCUGGGGUACCCUCAUUCUGUUCAUUUUCAUUUUCCCAUUGUUGUAUUUUAUCCCCGGUAAGGAUGAAGGGUCCGCUGAAAAUACUUUGGAUACUAUGGUCAUGAUUGAGAACAAUAAGAAUCUACAGAUAAUGGUUGGUGUUUACGUUGUCUCGGUUUUCACCUACAACAUGGCUGGAAUGUUGGUCACAUACGCACUAUCUGCAGUACAUAGAACAAUGCUAGAAGCUACUAGAACUGCUGUCAUCUGGAUAUGUGAUCUGAUCAUCCAGUAUUUCGUGGCUCCCGGCUCUAACUUUGGUGAAGUGUGGACUACAUGGUCUUGGCUCCAGCUCUUCGGUUUUGUUCUCUUAGUCAUGGGUCAGGCUGUCUACUCUGAUCUUGUCAAGGUUCCAGGUUUUUACUAUCCACCAAAGCCGCCGGUGAUGAGGAUCAUGAAGUCGCCAGCAAGCGUAAGGUUCAAUGUUCCCGUGAUCGCUGAAGAUGCCCCUGAGGGAACUCGUUAAGGUUGAGGGUGCUUAUCGCAAAUCCCGCUGUAUUGUAUACAAAACGUCAGUCUUCCCUACUUUAACUCUAUCGAAUUUGGAGGCCGAUUUGCACUCGGUUUGAUAGCAGUUCGCCAAUAUCGGUAGUUGAAAGAGGCAAAUUCUUGACGAGAGAUGUUAAAGCAGACAAAUGCGGAUGCUUAGUUCUUCCGUCCUGGCUCGUUCUUCCUUCGCCCGUUAUUUGAGUAUUGAACCGUACUCGCGUAACUUGGUAUC
Molecule: messenger RNA, 1522 nt
Organism: Perkinsus marinus ATCC 50983
Lineage: Eukaryota; Perkinsozoa; Perkinsida; Perkinsidae
Exons: 1
Coding region: 44-1267 (407 amino acids)
Biological process (GO): pyrimidine nucleotide-sugar transmembrane transport
Cellular component (GO): Golgi membrane
Molecular function (GO): pyrimidine nucleotide-sugar transmembrane transporter activity
Source: RefSeq, a predicted model, not a curated record